Molecule: messenger RNA, 4465 nt
Organism: Andrographis paniculata
Lineage: Eukaryota; Viridiplantae; Streptophyta; Magnoliopsida; Lamiales; Acanthaceae
Product: kinesin-like protein KIN-14B
Exons: 23
Coding region: 281-4156 (1291 amino acids)
Biological process (GO): microtubule-based movement
Molecular function (GO): ATP binding; microtubule binding; microtubule motor activity
Source: RefSeq, a predicted model, not a curated record
CACAAUUCGAACAAUUGCUUGCAGGCCCAAACGCGGCGUUGCCAAUUGCCAUUGCCUCCCCACCAAUAAUGUUUUUGAAUUGGAUUUGGGCAAGAAACAGUAGUAAAAUGUCAUACAUAAUUCAGUGAGGGAGGGAGGGAGGCAGGCAGGGACAGAAGGGCGUUGCGCGCGUGCUUUUUGUCUCGCUUCAUCUUCGCGACAAACCCAUUUCCAUAUCUUGUGAAUUCCGAUCUGUACCUGUUUUUCCCUGCAAUUGGUUGGUGGUUCUUGAGGGGCGGGAAUGGAGGAGCAGACGGGGAGCAAUAAUCGGUGGAACUGGGAAGUGGCGGGGUUCGAGCCGAGAAAAUCCGUGGAGCAGAGAGAUGAUUAUAGGAAAGCAUCAGUGGCGUCGCCGCCGCGGUCGGGGCGGCGCUACUCGAUGUCUAUUUCGUCACAUUCCGAGCUGGCCAAGCUCGCUUCGAACUCCAAGCUACUGCGAUUGAAAGACAAAGUUCAGCUCGUUAGAGAAGAUUGCCAGCAGUUGCGACAAGAAGCUAUGGAUCUCGAGGAAUAUUCCAGUGCGAAACUUGAACGAGUUACACGCUACCUAGGUGUACUUGCAGAGAAGGCGCGUAAGCUAGAUCGGGCUGCCCUUGAAACAGAAGCUAGAAUAUCUCCGCUGCUAUCUGAGAAGAAAAGGUUGUUUAAUGAUUUGUUGACGGAAAAAGGAAAUGUAAAGGUGUUUUGUCGUGUAAGGCCCCUUUUUGAAGAUGAAGGUCCAUUUGCUGUUGAAUUUCCUGAUGAUUUUACACUGCGGAUCAAUUCUGGGGAUGAUAGUCUAUCCAAUCCAAAGAAGGAUUAUGAGUUUGAUAGGGUUUAUGGACCUCAUGUGCGACAAGCUGAUUUCUUUACUGAUAUUCAGCCCUAUGUUCAGUCAGUUUUUGAUGGGUACAAUGUUUCCAUAUUUGCGUAUGGACAGUCUGGCUCUGGAAAAACAUAUACGAUGGAAGGAUCUAGCCAUGAUCGUGGUUUAUAUGCUCGAUCUUUUGAGGAGCUUUUUGAUUUAUCCAACUCGGAUACAACAUAUACUUCUCGAUAUAGUUUCUCAGCUUCAGUGUUUGAAAUUUAUAAUGAACAGAUUAGGGACUUAAUUCUGGAAUCAGGAAAUUCUCUACCAAAGGUUCCUAUUGGAUCAUUGGAUUAUAUUGUAGAACUUGUGCAGGGAAAAGUUGAGAAUCCUAUAGAAUUCUCCAAACUUCUCAAAGCAGCAUUCCAAAACCGGGGAACUGACCCAUCAAAAUUUAAAGUCUCACACCUGGUUGUUAUGAUACAUAUCUACUAUACAAACUCAAUCACGGGUGAGAGCACAUAUAGCAAGCUUUCUCUGGUUGAUUUGGCUGGAAGUGAGACUGAAUCUAUAGAGGAUGAAUCUGGUGAACAUGCAACUGAAUUGUUGCAUGUUCUAAAAACCCUCUCAGCAUUGGGUGAUGUUUUGGCAUCUUUAACGUCCAAGAAGGAUGAUGUUCCAUAUGAAAACUCUGUGUUGACAAAUGUUCUCACAGAUUCACUAGGUGGGAGCUCCAAAACCCUGAUGGUUGUUAACAUCUGCCCAAACAUGCUAAACAUGCCUGAGACUCUAUCAUCCCUUAAUUUUGCUGCUAGGGCCCGAAAUGCUACAUUGAGCCUUGGCAAUAGAGAUACAAUUAAGAAAUGGAAAGAUGUUGCUAAUGACGCACGUAAAGAAUUGCUUGAAAAGGAGAAGGAAAUCAGUGACCUGAAAUUAGAAAACAUGGAACUAAAACAAGAAUUGAAACAUGCUAAUGACCAAUGUGUUUUACUCUUCAAUGAAGUUCAGAAAGCCUGGAAAGUUUCUUCCACAUUGCAGUCAGAUUUGAAGGCAGAAAAUGUAAUACUUGCAGAUAAGCACAAGAAAGAGAAGGAGCAAAACACGGAGCUGCAUAAUCAAAUUUCUCAAUUAUUACAGGUGGAACAAGACCAUAAAUUGAAGAUAGAGGAAAGAGAUUCAACUAUUCAAAUGCUACAGGCCAAAUUGAAGAUGAUUGAGUCACAAAUGAAUGAAUAUCUUCUUUCCAGCAAGACUACAUCAACAAACGGACAUGGACCACAAGCUGGAGAGACAAUAAACACUAAGUCUAUGGCAGAGGACAUGGAUUCAACUGCCGUUACCAAGAGACUUGAGGAGGAACUGAAGAAACGUGAUGCACUCAUUGAGAGACUACACGAAGAGAAUGAGAAACUGUUUGACAGAUUAACUGAAAAGGCUUCUUCAACUGUAUCACCUCAGUUGUUAACUCCAUCUCCCGGGGGAUUGCUUACUCUCUCUCAUGACUCAGGAAGGAACAAUAUUGCUAGUGCUAAAGGUCGACCUGGUGAUGUUGUUUCCUUAUCAUUACCCUCCAACCAAGCAGAGAGUGCAGGCACAUUGGUAAUAUCUGGUGGUGAUAAGGUCAAAACUACUCCAGCCGGUGAAUAUCUUACUGCAGCCCUGAAUGACUUUGAUCCAGAACAAUAUGACAGCCUUGCUGCCAUUUCUGAUGGAGCAAACAAGCUCUUGAUGCUGGUUUUGGCUGCAGUCAUUAAGGCUGGUGCUUCUAGAGAGCAUGAAAUACUGGCUGAAAUAAGAGAUGCGGUUUUUGCCUUUAUUCGAAAAAUGGAGCCUAGGAGGGUUAUGGAUACUAUGCUUGUUUCUCGUGUUAGAAUUUUGUACAUACGAUCCCUGCUCGCUCGCUCUCCGGAGCUUCAAUCAAUUAAGGUUUUCCCCGUUGAGCGCUUUCUAGAGAAGCCUCCAAGUGGGCGCAGCAGAAGCUCUAGUCGUAGUAGCAGCCCAGGAAAAUCUCCUGUGCGCCAUGAUUCCAGUGUACGGAAUAUACAGGUUGAGGAUCACAUUGAACGGUUCAGAGUAAACAUAAAACCUGAAAAGAAGUCAAAGUUAUCGUCGGUAGUCCUGAAAAUACGUGGGAUUGAUCAGGAUACAUGGAGACAGCAUGUGACAGGUGGAAAACUCCGGGAAAUAACUGAAGAAGCCAAAACUUAUGCAGUAGGAAACAAGGCACUUGCAGCUCUUUUUGUCCACACUCCAGCAGGAGAGCUCCAGCGCCAAAUUCGAAAUUGGCUUGCUGAGAACUUUGAUUUCCUAUCCAUUGCUGAUGAUACGGCAACUGGAGCCACCGGCCAGCUUGAGCUUCUCUCUACUGCAAUAAUGGACGGUUGGAUGGCUGGGCUUGGUGCUGCCCAACCUCCCAAUACAGAUGCUCUUGGCCAGCUUUUAUCUGAAUAUGCAAGCCGUGUCUAUACAUCUCAGCUCCAACACCUAAAGGAUAUUGCGGGUACUUUGGCGACUGAAGUGGUGGAAGACUUUCUGCAAGUGGGCAAGCUACGGUCAGCUCUCGAGUCUGUGGACCACAAGAGAAGGAAGAUUUUGCAGCAAAUGAAAAAUGAUGCCUCAAUGUUUAGCAUGGAGGACAGUGCUGCAGCUAUCAGAAACCCUUCUACUGCAGCUGAGGAUGCGCGACUGGCGUCGCUUAUCUCCCUUGAUGGAAUACUAAAACAAGCCAAGGAUAUAACAAGGCAAACGUCCAGCAAUGCCCUCAGUAGGACUAAGAAGCGUUCCUUGCUUGCCUCCCUGGAUGGACUUUCCGAAAGGAUGCCUUCUUUGCUUGAUGUUGACCAUCCUUGUGCUCGUAGACAUAUUGAAGAAGCCCGACAAGCCGUUGAGUCGACAUCCGAAGUGGAGGAUGCGGCACACGGAUCCAAUCUCUCCGGCGACAUGGGACACACGUCCGAAACCGACGUCACACAAUGGAACGUGCUGCAAUUCAACACCGGCACAACGUCCCCAUUCAUCAUCAAGUGUGGCGCGAACUCAAAAUCUGAACUCGUCAUCAAGGCAGAUGCGAAAGUACAGGAGCCCAAAGGCGGGGAGAUAAUCCGGGUCAUUCCAAAACCAACCAUUCUCGAAAACAUGACUCUAGACGAGAUAAAAGAGGCGUUUUCGAAUCUCCCGGAAGCUUUAAGUUUGCUCGCACUUGCUAGAACUGCAGACGGAACCCGAGCUCGAUAUUCUCGACUAUACAGAACCUUGGCCAUGAAGGUCCCCGCUUUGAGGGAUCACGUCGGGGAGCUCGAAAAGGGCGGAGCGCUCAAGGAUGUCCGGUAGAAUUUGUCACCGUGCACGAAAGGUACGCGUGCAUUUUAUCUUUUUGUCAAGAUGUGUGAAAAUUUGUCGGGUUUAAUUUAGUGUUUGGAUAUUGUUGCAUUUGCAUUGCUCGAUGGUUUCGAUUAUAUAACGGCUCGCGAUGAUCGCGUGUUUUCAACCCGUCGAUAGCCAAGUUUUGUGUAGUGAGUUUGUAUAUACAAUGUAAAAGAUUGUAUACUUGUAGGUCUAUAACCUCUUGUUAUUUAAGAUCUUUACAAACUUGGACUUGCUAAGAAGAUGCUGUGCUUGUAAGCUUAUACUUUGUGGUAA